Molecule: messenger RNA, 520 nt
Organism: Lottia gigantea (owl limpet)
Lineage: Eukaryota; Metazoa; Mollusca; Gastropoda; Lottiidae
Exons: 4
Biological process (GO): protein autophosphorylation; intracellular signal transduction; peptidyl-serine phosphorylation
Cellular component (GO): nucleus; cytoplasm
Molecular function (GO): ATP binding; calcium-dependent protein serine/threonine kinase activity; calmodulin binding
Source: RefSeq, a predicted model, not a curated record
ACUAUGUGGCUAUCCUCCUUUUAAUGCGUCAGAUGAGGACAGACUAUAUGAAUUAAUUAAACAAGCCCAUGUCAAGUUUGAAGGUGAACCCUGGGAUAAAAUCUCUUCUGAAGCUAAGAAUUGUAUAGAGAGAAUGUUACGAUGUGAUCCAGCUCAUAGAAUAACAGCUGGUGAAGUUUUAGAUCAUUCCUGGAUUACAGGUAAAUCCCAUGAUAAUUCUCGUCCAACCAAUGUGCUAGAGAUGAUGAGACAGUUUAAUGAUGAAGAAGAUGAUAAUGAUGGACUGUCAGUAAAUAGUGAAAUAAUAUCCAAUAAGUCUCGAGACAUGUCUUCAGCUUUAUCUGAUGAGGUCUCGGAAAAUGGUACCAGUUUGUCUCAAUCUAAGGAAAAGAAUGGAAAUCCAAUAGUUACUAAGACAACAUCUAGUUCAAAACAGACAUCAAAUAGUGUGAAAACUGCCAUAAACAAUAAAGCUAAAACUACAUCUGUGAUGGGGGUGGGGCGGGGUAAAAGGAAAUGA